Messenger RNA from Saitoella complicata NRRL Y-17804, 1895 nucleotides. RefSeq lists its product as uncharacterized. The transcript is spliced from 2 exons. The record is from RefSeq and is a predicted model, not a curated record. Bases 1 to 1791 code for a protein of 596 amino acids. Gene Ontology annotation, molecular function: zinc ion binding. NCBI's taxonomy places the organism in Eukaryota, Fungi, Ascomycota, Saitoellomycetes, Saitoellales, Saitoellaceae.
AUGAAACGUUCCCUUGGCGAUAUUCUCUUGGCAGAUACGGAGAUUGUUGAGGAGGAGUCCGAUGUUGAAUUGUCAGAUGCCGAGCCCGUUGAGGAGGCCGUAGACUCUUCCUUUUGCGCUGAAUGCCAAGAUCAGCCGGCAGUUGUCGAGUGUCAAAACUGUGACGAGAACUUCUGUGAUGUUUGUGGGAAAUUUCUGCACCGUACCGGCAAGCGGAAAGCUCACGAGUUCCGUCCGUUGAAGGCGGAAGAGACCGCCAAUGGCCAUUCACUGGUCGCCGAGCCCAAGAAAGCAACAGAAGCUUCGGCAUCAAAAGAGACACAACUGGAGGACGACGAGGAUGACGUUAACUUGCCUGGCGUUCACUCCGUGGGUUCGUCCUCCACCUUCGGCGACUGGCUCACCUCCAGAGCAAAGCACAUCCCCCUUCGUCUUACCCACGAAGAGCGCAAGUACCUCCGACUACUUGAGGCUGCUCUCAGCGUUUCUGAGUACACCGACAAGGUUGACAUUCUUGCCAUGUACUCCUCCCGCGCAAAGCGUGUCGUCGCCCAGCUUAAGGACAUGUGCGCAACCCUCGCCGGUCUCGUCGUCGCCAGUGACAUGAAAGCAGGACAAGAGCUCUUUCAGGAUAAGGACUACGAAGAGAAUUCGGAAUUUUUCCAGACUAUCUUUGAGCUUGGGAGAAGGUACAAGAUUCAGAACCCGGACAAGAUGCGGAAUACAUACGGCAAGAUGAUGUACAUGGUUCAGGACUCGAUGAACCCUGAGGUGGAGGAGACACUCGGCUUUAACCUCUACAAACCUAUCGAGACGGUACACAGUUUUCUCGCAGAUCGCGACGCUCUUGAUCUAUUGAAGGAGGACAUCAUCGUCCAUGCUACAAGGGAGGUUGUACCUGAAGGCAAGAAGCGGACUCAAAUCCAAACCGAAAUCAAACAAAAAGAACGUGCGAUCGAGAUCCUAAGCAAGAAGCAUGCUAGCCCAAAGAUCAGCCGGGAGGAUAUCAGACAAUGCUUGUACGCUCUCGGAGACAACCACGCAUACCUCAGAGCUAACCGGGAUCCUUGCGAUAAGAUGAGAGCACUUCUACAGCAGUAUUUCAGCCCUGAGAAGCCUGAUUCCGAGUUCCACCUCUCCAUCCAAGCUGGUAGGGGAGGAGCUCGUCUCAGUCACUCGCACCAGAAGCAAUACUAUUACGUCAACCAGUCAUUGUCGCUAUGGUCCUCGAUCAUGCACGAGAUGUACAUGCUUUGGUCCCUCUCUGACAGUGAUCUACUCUCAUCACGGACACGGUAUAGAUUGACCGACACUGGUCAGGGUCUCAAUCGUGUUCAGGCUUGUCCGGGACUGUCGAGGGCGAUGCACUCCAUCUUGUCGAAGGCGCAGCAAAAGGCAGGAACCUGGAUUGGAAGUUCGGUUAUUCACCUCGGAGACCACAACGUACCGAACGCCCUUUUGUUCAUUGACAAAUACCUUCAGGUGCCACGAAUCUUGAACCCCAUCACGAUUGCCGUCGAGGAGUUGGAGAGGAUCGCGAGAGACCCGUUCAUUCAUGGAUAUAUCGAGGAGUCCUUUGGCGGUGUUGAGACAUUGAAGAAGACCAUCCUGUCUGACUUUUUCAAGCACGGAUUUGAUGGUUCUGGAGCUGACAACUUCUUCGAUGCUGGGUCGUGUAUCGACGGCAGAUUGACGUCUGCGUGGAAUUGGUGCAACACCAUCUCGAAGAAACCAUACUACAGGAUAUUAUUGAUGGCGGGAUUUGCUGGAUUCGAUGGAGAUGGCUUCUGAAGCGGGACUUGAUACACGUGUGCGUUGACAACAAGAGAAAGGACACCUUAUCAGCGGUAUAACUACACUAGACUCGGUAACAAUAUCUAUCUCUCUACAUCCAC